GACACUCUUGACAGGUGACAGUUGACACGUUUUUGUGUAUAUUAUUUUAUCAGUUCUUUUUACCAUUUCUUAUCAGUUUUAACAGAGAAAAUAUUAGUUUAGUACUGUAUUUGUCCGUGUUGGGUGUGACAUUGUAUUCUGGAGCUUACAAAUAAUAUUCAAUAGUGGCCUUUCUAGUUAUAUACAUAUGAAGACGAAAAAAACAAAAAUGGUUAUGGGUAGUGAAAGAAUAAUCCUGAAAUGCCGACACUGUUCCAAGGAGUUUAAGUACGAUAGUGAAAGAAGGCGCCAUGAACAGAGCCAUUUCCCGGCGUUUCAAUGCAAAGUCUGUAACAAAAACUUCAGUUUUGUUUCUGCAUUACGACGGCACGAGAAGCAACACGAAAGGACGGGCAGUGUACGAUGUAGUGAGUGUGGAAGAGAGUUCCGGGACAACAUACUUCUUAAGAGGCACACCAAAUAUGCUCAUGGUGGCACCUACACGUGUAGUAAGUGCAGCGCCACGUUCAGCAGUGAGCCCGCGCUGAGCACGCACAUGAAGACGCACAAGACGGAGUCCGAGCGCCGCUACCAGUGCAGCUUCACCGGCUGCUCCAAGAAGUUCAACUUCGCCCACCAUCUGAAGCACCACGAGCUCACCCAUACCAACACUAAACAGCAUUACUGUAAAAUUUGUAAUAAAGGUUUCAUCCAGUCGCAUCAUUUAAAGACUCAUCUGAAGACGCACAAUGCUGAUUCGUCUCUAUGCUGUACCUUCCCCGACUGCAACAAGAAAUUCGCGACUGAGUUCGCCAAGAAGCGACACAUGGCGAAACACCACCCUAAAACAGACAGCGGUAUAUCAUCCGACUCAAAUUCUACCUGUGACUUAUCGUGUUUGGAAAGAGAAACAAUAAUAUGUUCAUCGUGCAACUUUACAAUACCAAAACCAGAAUACGAGAUGCACUUACAAAGUUGUAUGGCAAUUGUAAAAGAAGAGUACAACCCAGAACAUCCUACGGUCAGUCCUCAAAUCGACGGCAUUCAAAGAACUACCACGGAGACACAAGAAAAUGUUCUAAACUGCAAAUCAGUUUUGGGCGGCUGUAUCAUGAGCGAGAAAGGCGAAACCUGUGUUUGCGUACAAAUACCAAACACUGUCGACGAAGAUUACGAUUUCGACCCUAUAGACAAUGAACCUCUAAAUCUGAACAAACUGGAUAGUAUGAACUCAUGCAAAGGCUGUGACUGUUUCAACAGCAACGAAACAAACCCUCAGGUCCCACACAUCGUGUACAAAACAGACGGUACAGUUAAAAUAAAAGAUACUUUCGAUAUCGAUUUACCUUUCGAGAUAGUGAAACGUGAACGUGCGAAAACGAAGUUCGUGCCAUACAACAGCUGUAAGGCGAUUCUAGGGAACUGUAUAGUGAGUGGUAACGGGACUAUAAGCGACGAGUGCCUGUGCGCCAAGAUGGCGCUGGACGAGCAGGUGACCGCGCAGGAGAUAGACGACAUCACGCCGCGCCCCAACACCGGCCUGUGACUUGUAGCGCAAGUUGUUGUAGUUUGUAAGUGUAAGUUAUAUAUCUUUGUUACUUAGUGUGUACUUAAUAAAUAUUUUCUUAUGUUAUA
Messenger RNA from Trichoplusia ni (cabbage looper), 1614 nucleotides. Its product is annotated as zinc finger protein 14-like. Lineage: Eukaryota; Metazoa; Arthropoda; Insecta; Lepidoptera; Noctuidae. Gene Ontology annotation, molecular function: chromatin insulator sequence binding. Gene Ontology annotation, cellular component: chromosome. Gene Ontology annotation, biological process: regulation of transcription by RNA polymerase II. The record is from RefSeq and is a predicted model, not a curated record. Bases 188 to 1525 code for a protein of 445 amino acids. The transcript is spliced from 6 exons.